CGACGACGACGACCAAUUUUUCCUGCGCUGUGCACAGUGCUCGGUGGUUGGCAAAGCGCAUCAUAAAGCAGCAAAUACUGUGCACAACCUCCACCCAACUAAUUAUAAAGCUGAAAGAAAAAAAUUUAAAUUGUGCGAAAUAGCUUAAACUAUUUAAAAAAAGUGUUAAAUAUGCAAAGCCAACAAAGAAGUCAAUUCAAGUGAGGUGAAAAUUGCAAGGCAGAUAUAAACAAAACAAGUGAACUGAAAUAAAAACAGAAAUCAGAGGGAACCUUAACGUCCCUAACCACACCCCAAUCCUUCACCAACCUAUUACCCUAAUUAAUAAAAAAAAAGUGGAAUUGAAAAAAGUCAACGCAAAAUGCGCAAAAUUAAAUUAAUGGCCGAACGAAUUCGCCGAAAUCUGAGAAAACGAUGAAACGUGGCUAUAAGAGAAAGCGAAAGGGGGUUUGGCCGAUACACAAGCUGCGCUAAAGUCGGCGAACCCAUGUAAAUCUGUAAUAUACACACUAUGUAUAUAUAGACUAAUAGUAACAGAAAAAGAAGAGGAAGCACAGGAAAAUAAUUAAAAAAACGAAGUUCAUGUCAAUAGAUAAAAGUUCCAAGACUAAAAUAUACCAAAAUUGCAUUGAAAGGCAGCUGUUAAAAAAUUAAUCUCUCCAACGCCUAAAAGUAUACAUAGAAAAAUAAGGCGUCAAUUAGUUCUACAAACCAAAGAAUCAACAACUCAGACGCAGCCCAAAAAAAUAACGCAACACAACUUAACCAAAAACUAGUGGGUAGUAAGGCAAAUGCGGAAGGGCAGAGCCAACUAAGGGCAGCUGUGUGCCGACCAAGCUACGAAGGCACUCUCGACAACAGAAUAUAAUAUGUAAUUAACAACAACGACGCAGCAGCCACACCAAAUCUAUAAAGUAGCAAAAACUACACAAAACAAAAAACCAACCAACUAAACCGUAAGGAUAAAAAUAAAACGUGUGCCAUAGCCAAACGGAACGAGAUGUAAAAUUAAGCAGUCAAGUAAAUUGUAUAUUGCCGAAAAUAAAUCAAGUCAAGCAUCAACGAGACUGAUUGACGAAACGAAAUGUAACGAAGUAACUGCUGCGCUUAGCAAACCAAAAACAAGACACAAAAAACCUAAAGCAAACUCGAAAAUUUCCCUUGACGCCCACGCAUUUUCCUUAAAAGAGACGCACGGCAGCUACGACGCGCAGUCAAGCGAGAAAGCUAAAGAAGAAGCAGAAGAAAGCGCAAAAACAAGAAGACUACGCAAAAUUCACGCAACCCCCAAGCAGCAACAAUAGCAGGAGUCAAAAGAGGAGUCAGCAGCCCUCGCUCACACAAACACGCACACAUAAAUACAUAUAUAUAUAUAUGAAUAUAGACCUACACUUACCUACACAUAAGUACGACAAAUACACUCACGCGUGUGGUGGGCAGAGGGAGAGCGAUCGGCUGCAGCAGUUUACGAAGCAUUUUGGAGCAGCAGUGACAACUAACCUUCUCAACAAAAACAGCAGUAACAACAACACAAGCAGUCAAACUGAGCAUUUGAAACUUCCGCUAAGCCCAAUAUCAGCUACACACGCAUACAAGCGUAGAUUUCAGUGAACAAAGGUGGACGCGUGCAGCAUACACACACGCACGCUUUUAUUCCUCUGCAAUUCGCACGCGUACACGCACGAAGGCACGCACGCACAAUACAACAUCAUUCGGAUCAUGUAUAUAACAUUUGUGUUGUUGCUGCAUGUGCAUUUGGCUCUAGGUGGGAAUGACGAUACGACCUCGGCGUGGCCAAGCAUAUCUGGCGUACACAGUGAAGUUAAACAUGGUUCGGCACGGCAACUGUUGGGCUCCAGUUUUAUGCGCGAUAGCAUCACGCUCCAACAGCAACACCAACAGCAUCUCUUCCGCUCUGGCGCUGGUGGUAGCGGUGGUGGCGGCGGGGGAGGGGGCUCACGCAGAAAAAAUCAGAAGCAGAAGGAUUCACACGACCAACAUCACGUAAACGCUAACGGCGAGGACAGCUUCCAUCCCUCAGACUUCCCUCCACAUGAACAUCCCGAUGACGAGUACUUCGGCCAAUACGCGCCUGAACUCUAUACCACUGAAUCCCAACAGUCGCCUCAUGAAACUAAUCCUACUUCCCAAAAUAAUGCUGGUGGUAGCUAUUACGGUGAAUCAACAAGACACCGUGAUAUUGGUGCACGUAGCGGCAGCAGUCGCACAGAUCUCUAUGGAGUACGAGAGUCUGGUGAUCGCCGCGAAAUAACACGUGGACGUGAGGGUUAUAUGAAUAUGCUGCAUCACAAAGAAAAAGUAUUUCGACCGCAUGUUUCGCUCGUGCACGAUGAGACUCGGCUAUUGAGUCCCAAUGAUGGUUACGCGCAUACCUGCCAGAAUAUGUGCGGUGAGAUGCAAUGGCAAUGUCCCACAACAUGUACCUGUAUUGACCAAAGGGCACGCUGCGACAAGAAAACGGAUUGCGAAGAUGGCGCCGAUGAAUUCGAUUGUGAGGUGAUCGGCGAUAUGCUGCAUAAAUUGCAAAAAGAUUGCGAGCAGACGGGCAUGCAUGUGAUGUGUCCACGCACAUAUCGCUGCAUCAACAAGGAAUGGCUGUGCGAUGGCGACGAUGACUGCGGUGACUACUCAGACGAGACACACUGUGGUGCGCGCACGAAUUGUACGGAUGAUGAUCAGUUUGAAUGUCAGAAUGGGUUUUGUAUACCCAAGCAAUGGGUGUGCGAUGGCGAAAAUGACUGCAAGGACUUCUCCGAUGAAGCGCAUUGUAAUCGAACAAGUUGCUCUCCUGAACACUUUACCUGCAAUGACGGCUAUUGCAUUUCGAUCGCCUUCCGCUGCGAUGGUGAACGCGACUGCAAUGACAACUCGGAUGAGCAAAAAUGUCCCUCAGUUUUCAACCGCUGCCCGGAAGGUGAAUUCAAGUGUCGUGGUGGUCAUGGAGGUCCAAGCGGGCAAUGCAUUCUGAAUCGCUUCCAUUGUGAUGGUGACAACGACUGCGGUGAUUGGAGUGACGAAGAGGAUUGUCCACAAAAGCCGUCCGAUUGCACCUCCAACGAAUACAAAUGCACGGAUGGCAGUUGCAUACCACGGCGUUGGAAAUGUGAUAAGGAACAGGAUUGUGAAGGUGGAGAGGAUGAACACGACUGCGGUAGUAUGAUCGCCGGGCUGCCAGCAAAGUGUGGACCGGACGAGUUCACGUGCAACAAUGGACGUUGUAUACUGAAUACCUGGCUUUGUGAUGGCUAUCCGGAUUGUUCCUCUGCUGAGGAUGAAGUAGAAUGCCAUCUGCAGUGUGAUGCCGGCCAAUUCUUGUGUCCUGCCAAGAAGAAUAUAACGAACUUGAAAAUAUGUGUACACCAAAAGCACGUUUGCGAUGGGCAGAAUGAUUGUCCUUUAGGCGAGGAUGAAGUGAACUGCCCACAUCCGCGUACCUGCGGUGAAAACUCACCUUGUGAGCAAUUAUGUAUUACCACCGCCAAAGGACGUGAGGAAUGUGCUUGUAAUCUUGGAUUUCUUAUGCACGAAAACCGCAAGAAUUGCACUGACAUCGAUGAAUGCCAAUACAUCACCAGCCCGGUUUGCUCACAAAAGUGCCAAAACACACACGGCUCCUUUAUUUGCUCAUGCGAAACGGGCUACGUAUUGCGCCCAGAUUUACGGACUUGUAAGGCGCUCGGUGGCGCCAUGACGCUUGUUGUGGCCAAUCGUUGGGACAUCAGACGUGUGCAGCUGAGUAAUAACCGCUACUCGGCCGUGGUAAAAGGACUGCACAACGCUAUAGCGAUCGAUUUCCAUUAUCGCAAAGGAUUACUCUUCUGGUCGGACGUAUCUACGGAUGUAAUUAAGAUGGUCUACAUGAAUGGUUCGCGAUUGCGCGAUGUCAUUAAAUGGGGUUUGGAAUCGCCUGGCGGAUUGGCAGUCGAUUGGAUACACGAUCUGCUCUUUUGGACUGACUCGGGUACGCGCCGUGUAGAGGUUUCCAAUUUUAUGGGAAAUCUGCGCGCAGUUAUUGCAUCAAAUGAUCUGGAUAAGCCACGUGCCAUUGUUAUACACCCUGACGAUGCAUUGGUAUUCUGGAGUGACUGGGGUCCAAAUCCAAAAAUUGAGCGCGCUUACAUGGAUGGUUCGCAGCGGCAAGUCAUUAUUUCGAAUGGCGUAACGUGGCCUAAUGGCCUCACUAUCGAUUACCCCAGUCGCAAACUAUAUUGGGCUGAUGCGAAACAACAUGCCAUUGAAUCCUCGAACUUUGACGGGACGGAGCGCGUAAAAAUACUCAGUACUCAUUUGCCGCACCCUUUUGCGCUGACAAUUUUCGAGGACACCAUGUACUGGACCGAUUGGAAUACAAAAACUGUAUCGGCAGCGAAUAAAAUCACUGGAAAGGGGUUCCGUUCGGUGCAUGAGAACUUCCACUUUCCUAUGGACAUACACGCUUACCACCCAGCACGACAGCCAGAAUAUAGGGACCGUUGCCAAAAGGAUAGACGAGGGCUGAGAGGGGGCUGCUCUCAUUUGUGCCUGCCAAAUAAGCUUUCGCGGCGUUGUGGCUGUCCCAUCGGCCUAUCGCUCAAGGAAGAUGGUAAAACCUGCAAAAGUAUUCCUGACAAAUUGGUGCUCGUGGCACGAAGGAAGGACAUUCGCUUACGUCAAAUGAAUACCAAGUCAUCAGCUACAGCCGAAGUAGAUAUGAUCUUACCAUUAGAUUAUAUGAAACAUGCUGUGGCACUGGAUUGGUGCAGUGAAACCGACUUCAUCUACUGGACCGAUGUGGAACGUAGUACGAUCAAUAAGGCUCAUCUUAAUGGUAGCUAUCAACAGCGUGUCGUGCAUUCCAAUCUUGUCUCACCGGCGGGCUUGGCCCUAGACUGGAUUACUGACAAACUGUAUUGGACUGAUCCAGCGACUAAUCGCAUUGAAGUGGCUACCACAAAUGGUAAAAAACGUACACUACUCAUAUGGGAGAAACUCGACAAGCCGCGUGACAUUGUCGUGAAUCCGAUAGAGGGUCUAAUGUUUUGGUCGGAUUGGGGUGAGCACGCCAUGAUAGAGCGUGCCGACAUGGACGGCAACGAACGAAUAAUCAUCGCCGAUACAAAUCUGAAGUGGCCAAAUGGGCUGGCUAUAGAUUAUGAUCAGCAAAAAUUGUACUUUGUGGAUGGCGGUACAAAGACAUUGGAAAGCAUGGACUUUGAUGGUGGCAGGCGUAAAGUCAUACUAGGCAAUCUCGGUCAUCCAUUUGGUUUAGACAUCAGCGAAAAUCGUGUAUUCUGGACAGAUUGGGAUAAUAAAUCUGCAUUUAGCGCUGACAAACUCACCGGCCAGAAUAUUACAACAAUUAUUGCUAAUACCAGCGAUUUAAUGGAUAUACGCGUAUUUCAUCGCUCCCGCAGGAGGGUUCAGAAUGCGUGCGGCUCCAACAAUGGCGAUUGUUCACAUCUCUGCCUGUUAAAUCCAACCAGUUUCACCUGCGCAUGCCCUGUAGGUGUACAAUUGAGGAGCGACCUGCGUACGUGCGCCGAGGGGCCAAGCAGAUUUAUUAUCUUUGCUCACCGCAUUGACAUACGGCAAAUCUCAUUGGACUUUGCGCAUUUCAUCGACGUUGUACUUCCGAUGCCGCCCAUUGGCAAUGCGGUCGCUUUGGAUGUGGACCCAACAACUGGCAUUAUCUAUUGGUCCGACUCUAAGCAACAUGUGAUUAUGAGUUCGACACCAGAUGGCCUGGAUGUACAUAAAAUUAUAGGCGAGAGUUUGGAUAAUCCUGAUGGCUUAAUUGUGGACUCCGUUGGCAAAACGAUUUAUUGGGCUGAUGCAGGCCGCCACACCAUCGAGGUCGCCAGUUUGGAUGGUAAAAAUCGGCACUUGAUCGCCUACAAGGAUUUGGAAUCACCCCGUGGCCUAGCGUUGGACUACGAAGCGGGUCUGCUGUUUUGGACCGAUUGGGGACAUUAUCGGAAAAUUGAGCGUGCGCAUAUGGAUGGUGACAGUCGCCAGCGAAUUGUCACUUCAAAUCUCGGCUGGCCAAAUGGUUUAUCCUUGGAUUUGAAGACGAAACGUAUUUACUGGGUCGAUGCACAGUUGAAGACUAUCGAUUCAUGUGAUUACACUGGAAAUCAGCGUAAAUUGAUAAUGUCCUCACUGCAUCAUCCUUAUGCGCUGGCCAUGACUGAUGAUCAUAUCUAUUGGACCGAUUGGAAAUCAAAAGCUUUGCAUAUGACCGAUCGACGGAAUAUUACAGCCAAAAAGGAAAUAAUGACCAAUAUUGAUGGGUUGAUGGAUAUUAAAGUGAUAACGGUCAACAAAACUCAACCAGAGAACAUCUGCGGCACUAACAAUGGCGGCUGUUCGCAUCUUUGUCUACGCAACCCAACCGGCUAUUCUUGCAGAUGUCCAAUUGGGCUCAAAUUGAAGGAGGGCAGCACUAGUGAAUGUCAGACGCUACCAGAUGAGUACCUGCUAAUCGCUCAACGCUCUGGCAUUGGUAUGAUUUCACUCAAUAUGCCCGAUUACAUGGACGUCGUAUUGCCAAUCAGUGCUGUACAUGGCGCCGUUGUACUCGACUAUCAUUUCCGUAAAAAAUGGCUUUUCUUCGCGGACGUAAAUACAGAUAUUAUUAGGCGUAUAAAUCUCACCAAUAUGUCUGAUAGCAAAGUAAUUGUAAGUAAAGAUUUAUUAACACCGAAUGGCAUUGCGGUUGACUGGAUAGCGGACAACAUCUACUGGUCCGAUACGGAUCGAAAGAUCAUUGAAGUGGCGCGUUUGAAUGGCACCUCACGCAAAGAACUCAUCACAGACGACUUGGGAGAUCCUCGUUCGCUUAUCGUGCAUCCACGCAAGGGGUACCUCUUCUGGUCCGACUGGGAUGCACCGGCACGCAUUGAACGCAGUUUAUUGGAUGGCUCAAAUCGUACACUAAUUGUGACGGAAAAUUUGGGUUUCCCCACUGGUCUAACACUGGACUUUGACAACCGUCGGUUGUUUUGGGCUGAUGCGCUUGAAGACAAUAUUGCCUCAGUCGAUUAUAACGGCAAGCGCCGCACAAAAAUUGUUGACUAUGCACCGCAUCCUUUUGGUCUUACAAUGUUUGAUAACAGCAUUUACUGGACCGACUGGUACAACAAAUCUGUCUAUCGUUCGUUCCGUAAAGGCCGUGGUUACAGCAGUCCAGUAGAAAUACGCGAUGCUCUCAAUGGCGCGCUCGACAUACGCGCUGUUUCGAUUAAACGUCAGCCAGAGGAAUGGAAUCAGUGUGCCCAGGAUAAUGGCGGUUGCACACAUCUUUGCCUCUUCCGCGGCUCGGACUAUGUGUGCGCUUGUCCCGAUGAACCAGACAACCGUGAAUGCAAGCCGACACCUAAAUUUGUAGUGCCGCGUCGCAGUGGUGGCGAUAACACAAUAGAUUAUGCAGAGGAGGCGACGGAUGGCGAGAGCGCCUCAACCGAGCAUGACGAAGAUGCAUAUGAAGCAAGGUCCAAGUCAAAUGACCGUGAGACCUUGAUACUCAUCGCUAGCGGUGUAGUCAUCGUGAUGCUUAUACUGAUCAUCACUGCUAUACUAUUGCUAAUGUUCAAUUCAAAACGUAAUAAAACGAAAAGACACUCGCGUGGCUCUAGUCGCUCGGUGCUGACAUUCUCCAACCCCAAUUACAAUGUGGAUGGCACACCAAUGGAACCGAAAACGAAUAUUUGGAAGCGUUUUAAAUAUGAUAAAUCGCAUGAACGUGUCUACGAAGAGCGCAGCAUGACCACUGAGACUGCCUCGUCGAGCCUUUUCGUGCCGACGCCAUCGCCAAUGGCCUCGCCUUCAACCAAACUAACGACACUCUCCACAAUAACGUAAACCAAGGCACCGAGGGACCUACUAAAAGGUAGACAAACAUAUUGUAAAAACCAACAAACCUAAAAUAAAAGCGAAACGCUAAGAACUGCGCGAAUAAUUUACUAAAAGUACAGGCAGCAGUUUUUCCCUAGAAACCACACUGGGAGAAACAAUUCUAAAUAUAUACGUACAUAUAUAAUAUGUAACGGAAGUGUGAAUUAAAGGAAUAGUUAUUAGUGUACCGGAUUUAGAGAAAUUACUUCAAAUUUUAAUAACUGUUUAAUGUCAACUACACACAUAAAUAUUUUAUUUUUCAUUUUCAAAACUAUAAUGUAUGUAUGUAUAAUUAAUAAAUUAUGCGUGUGUAAAUAUACUGAUAAAAUGGUGAAAUAGUGAAAUGAAUGGAGAAAAACGUGUUAGCUGAUGAGCAAGCAUUGGGAGAGCGGAAAUGUAUAAGAAAUGUAAAUGAAAUGAAAAUGCACGGUUGUUUCUAAAACAAAUACAUAGAAAGAAACUACAUAUUUACAUGUGUGUGUAAUUGUAUGUAUGAAUGUUUAUUAUACAGUUAUCGCUUAAGUUUGUUUUAGUGUUAUUGAAAAGGAAAAACAAAACCGAAAACAAAAGCAAAAGCAAAAACCAAACACAUGUAAACUAAUUUAUUAACAGCUAAGAGAACAAGAUGAUAAAUUAUGCCGUCAACUGUAUCAACUCUCCACUACUUGUACAUCUCCACUACACUCUGUACAAAAUAUUUAGUAUCAAAAAACAAAAUACGUAACUUUUAAUUAAAUUUUGCAUUUUUUGGUGCAACUGAUUUUUUUUCCUUUCGGUAUUGUAAAACGCGCGUAUUGCUACAGAUUAUGUAGUUGAAAAAACUGGACUGACUGAAUGGAAAAAUUUUGAAAAUAUUAGAAAAAUGCCUUGUACACAUUCAUUUAUGUACAUAUGUAUGUACAUACAUACAUGCAUGCAUACAUAAGUGCGCGUAAGCAAACCGAAUAAGAAUUCAAACGGCUUUUGCAAAGCAUUUAAAAGCACGAAGAAGAGGCGAGAGAGAUAGGCAGAGAGAGAGUUCUGAAAGCCGUGAAAGUGAAAUAGCAGUAAAAAAUAAACAUAAAACUUUUAAAUAAAAACCAACCAGAAAUUUUCCUAUUUGCAACACUGAACAAAACUAAAAAUCAGCGACAAACUACAAAAUGAAAGUACUGAACAAAUACAAAACGAUAUAAGGAGCAAAUUUAAGUAUGUAUUGUAGGUGAAACAGUUUGAAAAUUGCGGUUAGUUAAGGGGACUGCGGAAAAAGUCGGCAUUUAAUGAGACAUUUUGAAAUUUGUAAAUAGUAAAUAAUCGCAUAGUGUCUCAAACAACAAAUGCAUACAUUCUAAUACAUUACAAAAACAACAAAAAUGUAAUUAUGUGUAUGUAGUGCAAAAACUUGGUACGCUUAGAAGGCGUAUAACGACAAAACCGAAGUAAGAAAUUUAUUUAACACAAAAACAAAACAAAAACAAAGCAUGGAAAUGCGUCUAAAACUCCACAUUUGUAAGAAAAAUAAAUCAACUAAAAUUAUAAAUAUUUAUGUAAGUAUGUAAAUGAGGUAAAGUUACACUUUGUGCGUCAGAGGUGUCGAGUAAAACUGUGAAUUUGUGCCAAAAUAAUUGAAAUGAAGAAAACCUAAAACGUAAAUAUAAAAGUAAAUAUGUAAAAAUAGUCUUAAUUAAGUAAUUAAUAAAUUUUAAGCGUAGAGCGUCUAACGCCAAUUUGCUGCGUCUCAACACACUGUGCGCCCAGCAAAAGUGGCAUUGCAUGCUUUUCGGAAUUACUUUCUUCUUUCUAGUUUUCAUGCAAUUUUUGUUACACGAAGAAGAAGAAGAA
This is a messenger RNA of Anastrepha ludens (Mexican fruit fly), 9714 nucleotides long. RefSeq names its product low-density lipoprotein receptor-related protein 4 (gene Lrp4). The record is from RefSeq and is a predicted model, not a curated record. Bases 1720 to 7860 code for a protein of 2046 amino acids. Gene Ontology annotation, molecular function: calcium ion binding; protein binding. The transcript is spliced from 19 exons. Lineage: Eukaryota; Metazoa; Arthropoda; Insecta; Diptera; Tephritidae.